This is a messenger RNA of Carica papaya (papaya), 1505 nucleotides long. The record is from RefSeq and is a predicted model, not a curated record. Lineage: Eukaryota; Viridiplantae; Streptophyta; Magnoliopsida; Brassicales; Caricaceae.
CGAUACUGAGUGUGUAAAUCUGACUAUCUGCUUUUUUAAAAAAAUCUUUUUCAUUGACCUGUUUGGUUCGUUUCAGUCGAGUGCUAGGGUUUGUGGGAAUUUCAGCUAGGGUUUAAGGUUUUUUUGUUUUUUUUUUACUUCGAUAAAAUUCGAGGAUGGGUAUUGCGUUAAUGACUUGCAUUUUAAUGGUUACGAAUUACGAUCUUUUUUGUAAGAUUCGCUCAAUUGGAGGAUUCUUCUUAUGUACUGUUAUCUUUGCCAAAGACGGUUGUGCUUUUCUUAUUGCUUUCGGAUCUGUUUGUCUUCAGUUCAUGGUGCGGCAAAAGCUUAAGAUGAGUUUACAAGCUUCAUAUUAAUACUGUACUUUAAAUGAGUCAUAAGAUGUUUGUUUCUUUUGAAAAUGAAAGUUGUAGGAAAUUCUCGCAAUCUCAAAUACGAGAUGAGGUAACCGUAGUUACUGGUGCCUUUGUCUGUUUGUGGGGUUUGUAUGGUUUCUUCCACAUAGUAGAUUAAUUUAAGUUAGCUUUGGUGCAUGUCAAAAUCUUUUUAUGAUCUAUUGGUGCAUUGAUUGGUUCUGCUAAUGAGCGUGAAUUUUUUUCUCAUUUGCCAUCAUUGUCUUCUGGUUAAUAAAGAGAGAGAGAUGUUUCAAUGUAAUUGUUAUGGUGGUGUUUGUUAGUAUGGUAGUUAGGUUGUCUUUAGUGAAAUUGGAACUCAUAACAUAUCCAAUCGUUCUUAUAACAUGGGUCUAAUUAGGAUAGGCAUGUAGAUCCAAUUGUUUGUGUAUGAGACUGACAGAGUACUUCAGAUAGUAAUAUGUGUACCUGCUUUAUUUGCUAACAUGUGCCGGUGGAAUUUGUCCACUUCCUCUGGUCACAUUGACAGAUAAAUUAAAUAUGGUAGCUUGAGUUGUGAUACGAGAUACCAAAAAUGGCGAAGAAGAAGAAUCCAUUGGUUUUUAUGGACGUCUCUAUUGAUGGCGACCCUAUUGAGAGAAUGAUUUUUGAGCUUUUCCCUGAUGUUGCUCCCAAGACAGCAGAAAAUUUCCGUGCACUUUGUACAGGAGAGAAAGGAAUGAGCACCAAAAGUGGAAAACCAUUGCACUACAAGGGAUCCUUCUUCCAUCGGAUCAUUAAAGACUCUAUGGCCCAGGCUGGUGAUUUUUUGAAACGAGAUGGAUCUGCUGGGGAAAGCAUAUAUGGGGGAAGGUUUCCAGAUGAAUCACCUAGGCUCAGGCAUGAUGAAUCUGGUCUCUUAUCAAUGCCUAUUGCUGACCGGGACACCUUGGGUUCUCAUUUCAACAUUACCUUCAAGGCAAAUCAUCAUCUUGACAGGUACUUUUAAGAUUUAUUAUUUAUGCUUAACUUCAGUCUUUCCCCCGAGGCUAUAAUUGUUUUGUCCUAUAUGUUUCUUUGAUUUUUUAUUACAUGAUUGGCCUUCUUAAAUGGAAGUGAAGAUUUCUUGGGUUGGUUCUAAAAUAUGUAUAAUUCUGGUUUUUGGUACUGUGU